CGUUAUGUCCAUGUAAGAGGUGUGUAACUGCACCUAAGUCAGUCAAAGCUUUAACAGCCUGUACGUUUUUCGGCCAUAAUGCAGUUUUUCUUGCUACCUGGUAUAAUUUUAUCUCUGUUAAUUGGCCAAGUAACUGCUAGCAAAGUCACCUACAAAAAUAUGAAUGUUUCAGAUCCUCACGGGUCCUCGCCUCACGGUCCACAUAUUACUUACCAGUACAUAGACCAAGCCACGUUCACUAAUGGAGGCACCAACAAGCUGGAUGAAAAGAUACAGAAAGUGGACGAGCGUUUAACCAGACUCAUUGCCCUGUUUAUUCUGCAGAAGAAAGUUGGCACCUCAUCGGUCCGUCCCAGUGACGACUUUAAGAAGCAAGGCGAAAGUUUAGAGCGGGUGAACGAUGGAUUAACGAAGGUGCUUGGCUUGUUGCAAAACAUCGCUGGAUCUUCGUCGAGCAUGAAGAAUGACGAAGUUAAGAAACUCAUCAAAGACUCACUGCAGAACAAGGCUGGCAUGCCAUGGAUUCCGUACAAAGAAAAGGUAGCAUCGUCGUGCAAAGAGAUUUAUUCGAAAAACAGGUUUCUGGCAAACGAUGCUUACCUGCUUCAGACGGAAUGUGGUUAUGUCCCCAUUUACUGUCACAUGACCAAAUCUGGCAUGGGUGCAUGCGGAGGAGGUGGAUGGACGCUGGUCAUGAAGAUUGACGGCCAAAAGCGGACUUUUCACUACGACUCAAAAUUCUGGGGCAACAAAGAAAACUACAACUUAGAAGGAGGAAUGACUGGAUUUGACCGACAAGAAACAAAACUGCCCACCUACUGGAACACACCCUUCUCCAAGAUCUGUCUCGGAAUGAAGAUCGGCCUCCAGCCAGUCCGAUUCAGUGUCAUGAACGUCCACGCCAAUUCCCUGCAUUCAUUGAUUGCCAGUGGAGGAUAUCAUAACACUUCGUACGGGCCUGAAAAUUGGAAGACGUUGAUUGGUUCCGAAGCCUCUUUGCAGACAGACUGUUACAGGGAGGGCUUCAAUGUCAUACCCGAUUCUAGCUACUCCAAAGCUAGAAUUGGCAUAGUUGGUGCCCAGGGAAACACCUGCAGGUGGUAUAGGUCAUCUAGAAUAGGCUUUGGUACUGGUGGUCGGCCUGAUGAUAGCAGCUCGUGUGGCAACGAGGAUUCGCGCGGUGGUAAACAUCUAAAAGCAAUGGGGUACAUCUUCGUUCAGUGACAUAAUAAUAUCGAAUUGAAAACGCUUGAGCCUUGUAGCGCUGUGAAAGCUAGUUAAAACCUUUAUAGAAAUAAAAAAAAGAGUUCGGUUAAAAAACUUAUACCAAAAGGGAGAUCACGAGAUGUACCUAAAAUGAUAAGUAAUAUAAACGAUGAAGCAAUGGAUAAACAAGUAAAUAAAACGAUUUAUUUGUGUUGUUUGA
Molecule: messenger RNA, 1426 nt
Organism: Stylophora pistillata
Lineage: Eukaryota; Metazoa; Cnidaria; Anthozoa; Scleractinia; Pocilloporidae
Source: RefSeq, a predicted model, not a curated record